ACCUAAUCAAAUGUAGUAAAUAAAAACCAAAGAGGGGGUGUGAAAAUGUGGUGUAUUCAUUGAUUAAUAUUCCUCCUCCCAAAGGAGCAGGUGCAGGAAUGAAAAGCAUUCAAAGCCAUCCAUCAUAUAAUUGCAGGGGGAGCGUGUAGUGGGGGGUGACAAUAAUCAUGAUUGCAAAGAAGAGCGAGAAUGUGGGUUAAAAGGAUUGAUAGUUUGUCAAACGCAAAGCGCCGCAGGGUGGGACGAAGGCUAUGGUUGGUAAGCGCUGUUGUUAGAAGGCACCCCACUUUGUCUUCGGUCAAGGCAUGGGUUGUUUGCAGAAGAAGGGUUAAGAGGACAUCUGACAAAGAGGCUUUGCGCAUUCAGAGGUUAAAUUUACAGCUUUAUGAACGGAAUCAGAGUAUUGUGCAAGAAAAUGAAAGGCUGAGGAAACAGGCUUUACUUCUCAGCGAGGAGAAUCAGAACCUACAGCAGAAGCUGAAAGAGCAACUUAGGUGUCGGAACAACAGUUUGGAAUCCUCAUGAGUUGUUUGGAGGAAGCUGAGGUUUCUUCAUGCUGUAUAUCAUUAUGGAAUAAUGUGGAUUAAUGAUGUACAGUGGGGAAAUUAAUUUUGUUAGACUGGUGAAGGGGCAAUGCUGAUAUAUUGUCUGUGAUUUACACAAUUUUAGGCAAUCAAAUUUACCUCUAAUAUGACUCCUGUAAUUCUCUGAACUGAGAAAUAAUUUGUCCAGUCCUCACUUUUCAUGGGAUUCUUCUCUGUGAUUGCAUGAUGGAUAUAUUGGGUAUCUGGUUAUGAGCUGAAAAAUUCUUGACAAGUGAUUGUGCGGAGACCCAUUCACUUGAUUAGGUUUAAGUGGCUUCCUGAUUAACCAGUUCUAUCAAUUUAAAAUUGUUUCCUAACUGCCUAUUGAUUUUGGCCGUUGCCAUUGCCUCA
This is a messenger RNA of Cryptomeria japonica (Japanese cedar), 935 nucleotides long. RefSeq lists its product as uncharacterized. The record is from RefSeq and is a predicted model, not a curated record. Lineage: Eukaryota; Viridiplantae; Streptophyta; Pinopsida; Cupressales; Cupressaceae. Bases 190 to 525 code for a protein of 111 amino acids. The transcript is spliced from 3 exons.